Stegastes partitus (bicolor damselfish) is the source of this 3120-nucleotide messenger RNA. It is a transcript of the gene vrk2, whose product is annotated as VRK serine/threonine kinase 2. The record is from RefSeq and is a predicted model, not a curated record. NCBI's taxonomy places the organism in Eukaryota, Metazoa, Chordata, Actinopteri, Pomacentridae. Gene Ontology annotation, molecular function: ATP binding; protein kinase activity. Gene Ontology annotation, biological process: protein phosphorylation. The coding region runs from base 161 to 1831 and encodes 556 amino acids. The transcript has 14 exons.
UUUCAGAGGCGCGGGUGGACCAACGAGAAGAGUUUGUGGAAGAAGGGUGACUUUUAAAGAACGUAACAGUAUUAAUCACUGUGUUUCUAAACAAAAAGCCCGACUGACGACGCACGGCUCCUAUUCUGCUCGGAGGUCGUUGCGUAUUUUAGCAUUGUUAAUGGCACCUCCAAAGAAGAGUGCGCUACCCAAACCACUCCCGGAUGGCUUCAUACUGACAGACACUGAGAAGAAGAAAUGGAGGCUGGGGACGAUUAUUGGUCAAGGUGGAUUUGGACUGAUCUAUCUUGCCUCCCAGAACAUAGACAGACCGGUUGCAGCGGACACUGACUUUGUCAUAAAGGUGGAGUACCAGACGAAUGGCCCCCUGUUCUCAGAGCUCAAGUUCUACCAGAGGGCAGCCAAACCAGAGAGCAUGCAAAAAUGGAAGAGAAGCAGGAAACUGGACUUUCUUGGCAUCCCCACGUACUGGGGGUCUGGACUUGCAGAAUGUAAUAACCUCAGUUAUCGUUUCAUGGCCAUGGACCGACUGGGCACGGAUCUUCAGAAGGUCUGUGAGCGCAACGGAGGCCGACUGAAGAAGGCCAAUGUGCUCCAGCUUGGCCAAAGACUGGUGGAUGUACUGGAGUAUAUUCACGACAACGAGUAUGUCCAUGCAGACAUUAAAGCUGCCAACCUCAUGUGUGGUUACAGAGAUCCUGAACAGGUCUACCUCGCAGAUUAUGGGCUGUCCUACAGAUACUGUCCUGAUGGAGUCCACAAAGAAUACAAAGAAAACCCCAAGAGGUGCCAUGAUGGAACAAUCGAGUACACCAGCCUCGACGCCCACAAAGGACUCGCUCCAUCUAGGCGGAGUGACCUCCAGAUUUUGGGUUUCUGUCUUCUUCACUGGUUAACUGGGUCACUUCCCUGGAUCAGCGUUCUCAAGAAUCCAACUCAGGUCCAGGAGGCCAAGGCCAGACUGAUAGAUAAUCUGCCAGACUCAGUCCAGCAGCUGUCAGUGAGCGGAGCCAGCACAGACGAGGUGACUGAAUUCCUCCUUUAUGUGAGAACUCUGGGAUACCAAGAUAAGCCCAACUACCAGCAUCUCAAAGACCUGCUGGCCAGUGAUGUCAAGGGAAGACUAGACUUCUCCGGGCCUCAAGGACCUGCAGGGGAGUCAAACACCAAGAAUCCUCCCACCAGGGAAAAGAAAGCAGGACGAGCCAGAGGGCCCGCCAAAGCCAAGCCUUCGCCUGCAGAGGUGGACGAUGAAGAACACGAAGAGACGAAGCCCAAACCGGUGCCAGCUCGCUACAAAAGAGGACCGCCCCUCCCUAAACCUCAGUCACAGCAGAAGAAGGAGGUGCUGCCUGCUGUCAGAAGAUCAGAGAGGCUUCAGGCUGGACCCGUACACUCUUACAACGAGGAAGACAGUGAGGAGGAGGAUGAAGAGGAUGAGGUCAGACCCAGACCUAUUCCUGCACGCUAUCUGAGAGGACCUCCGAAAAGCCCCGAAGGUCAACCCAAACAGAAAACUAAAUGCGAGUGGACCGGCAGGAAAACAGACGACCUGACUGUGACCUCUGGCAGACGGGAAUGGCUCUACAUGCAAAGGAGAAAACCUGAAUGGGCAAACUGUGACAUAAAGAGCCCAGCACACAUGGAUUACACAGAGAGAUGGGAUGAGAGGCUGCUUCACGAGCAGCAGAGCUACAGCCAGCAGCGCUACAAGCACAGAGACAGCACAGGACAGGACACUGGUCCCUCACAGACACGAGGACUGAUGUCCUGCUUUGUCGUUUUGGGCGCCUUCCUUCUAGUGGUUGCCAUUUUAGUACAUUUAAACUGACUUGUGAGCAGGUGAGGGAUCCGCCACGUUGAACAGUGCUGCCUUCCCAAAGUGGAGAUGGAGCUGCCAGGGACACAAAGCAUCUUCUCAGGACUUCUGGGCUGCCAUUUUCACAGUAAUAGGCUGGAAUAGAAGGAGAAGCCUCAGUGUAUUCUGCCUAUUAAAUGUUCUGUAAAGUUAAAUGUGGUUUGAAGGAUCGCUUUUUCAAAAAAAUAUUCAAGUGGGCUCUCAUUUUUGACUCAAAAUCACAUGCACAAAUAAAACUGUCUUUGACUCUAAAUCGAUGAUGUGCUGUAUUCACACACAUCCAGUGUCACACACUUACUCCUUUGUCAGACGAGGAGUAGCUUCAGUGAAAGUGUCUGAAUGCAGCAUAUUGUGGCGAGCGCACUCAGCGGCCUUUCAGAGAAGAGAAGGCUACGUGAUGUAUAGAGCCAUGCUAAUUAAGUAUGCUGAAUAUCUAUUGAGUGUGCACGGAAGGCCUUUCUGAAGCGCCGUGAAGGCAGCUGUCAGUCACACUGUGAGGUGCAGACAUACCUUGCUGCAGUAAGGACACUCUCCAAAAACAAUGCUGAAGCUCUGUCUGCUGGUGGGGAGCGCUCGCAGCCACUGAAGAGAAAAAAAGAAAGAAACUACUUGAUCAAAUCAUUACCUUGGAUCGGAUGUGUCACCGAUAAAAACGCUUGUUUCAAUGUACACUUCUUGCUGCACUCUGUAAAGGCAUAUUCAAGAUUAUCCGAUACCUUGGAAGCAUUUUGAGGGCUUUUAAGUAGAACUUUAUAAUGUCCUCCUGCCACUUUUUUUUUUUCUCUAGGCUUUAAAGAGAGAUCUGAGUGUUCAGAAUCUCAUUGAAUACGGAGAAUAUAAACAUGCUCAGGCAGAUGGAGCUCAUUUGCUGCGUGUCAUGAAGCAGCUGCAGUCCACCUCAACAAUCCCUCUCUUCACCUGUGAAUGGCGAGCAGAAAGUAGUGCGUCGGUGCUCCGACUCAGCCAGAGAUCACACUCCGCCGUCGCUUAUCUGAGCAGCCCGGCUGUACAACACUAACACAUUAAGCCGAACGAGACCUGUGACUGUCUUAUCCUGAGAAGCAAACAGUUACAACACCUCUGAUUUAAAAAGCGGUUGGCUCCUUAAUGCAACUGUGAUGCUUACUGAUGUAGGUCUGGAACACUGGACUCUGACGGUUACAUGAUCAAACUCUGUAUUAUGAUUACCUGAGUAAAAACCACAAAGUGUAAUGGAAUGUAGAGAAUAUUUUUAUGCCAAAUAAAUAUUUUGCACAAACCAA